Penicillium bovifimosum is the source of this 1092-nucleotide messenger RNA. RefSeq lists its product as uncharacterized. The transcript has a single exon. Lineage: Eukaryota; Fungi; Ascomycota; Eurotiomycetes; Eurotiales; Aspergillaceae. The record is from RefSeq and is a predicted model, not a curated record. Gene Ontology annotation, biological process: transmembrane transport. Gene Ontology annotation, molecular function: transmembrane transporter activity. The coding region runs from base 1 to 1092 and encodes 363 amino acids. Gene Ontology annotation, cellular component: fungal-type vacuole membrane.
AUGCACCACGAAUCCCAAAUCAACCCAACAACGUGUCCAGAGGGCGGGCUCACCGGCUACCUAGUCGUGGGAGGCAGUUUCAGCGCUAUAAUGGGUGGCCUCGGCCUAAUGAACAGCAUCGGCAUCUACCAAGCCUGGAUCUCAACACACCAACUAUCAGCGCACAGCGCAGGCCAAAUAGGAUGGAUCUUCGGAAUUUACAAUUUCCUCGUGUUCUUCUGCGGUAUCCAAAUCGGGCCAAUAUUUGACAUCAAAGGUCCGAGGCUACUUAUGUGGCUUGGCACAAGCCUACUCGUCCUCACUUUCAUCCUCAUGGGCUUCUGCGAGGAAUACUGGCACUUCUUCGUUGUAAUUGGCAUCCUGGGAGGAAUGGGAACUUCUUUCAUCUUUAUUGUGCCUGUUGCCAGCAUCGGGCACUUCUUCUUCAAGCGCCGCGGGGCCGCAACAGGUCUCGCCUUGGCUGGGGGCAGUAUUGGUGGUGUCGUCUUUCCUUUGGUACUGCUGAAUCUCGCGCCACGUAUCGGGUUCGCCUGGGCUAGUCGGGUCAUAGGGUUGAUCACGUUGGUACUCUUGGUCAUCGGGUGUCUUCUUGUGCGAGCGAAUGCUCCCCCUAAGGUCUUGUCGUCGCCUUCUUUGAAGGUUUUUCUUCCUGACCUCACGAUUCUCAAAGAUUCUGUUCUAGCACUUACCACACUGGGUGUGUUUUUUAUUGAGUGGGGAUUUUUCAUUCCGCUCGAGUACAUUGUCUCGUACUCAAUUGCCAGUGGCAUGUCACCUCGUCUGUCGUAUUUGAUGGUUGUGUUUCUGAAUGCGGGAUCUUUCCCUGGUCGUUGGCUUCCAGGGAUCAUUGCUGAUCGUAUUGGUCGGUUCAAUACAUUGAUUCUGACAAACAUUCUUUGUUUGGUCUCGGUAUUGGGUAUCUGGAUGCCCGCCGAUGGCAACGUUGUCGCCACUGUGAUAUUCUCAACUGUGUUCGGAUUUGCCAGUGGGAGUAAUAUCAGUCUCGUGCCGGUCUGUGUAGGAGAACUGUGUCCUGUCGAAAACUAUGGGAGAUAUUACACCACUGUGUAUACUAUUGUCAGUUUUGGGUAA